AUGGAGCAUGCCAUUACCCCGCUGGAACCCCUGCUUCCCUCUGGGAGUUUGAAAUACUGCCUUGUGAUUCUGAACCAGCCUUUGGACAAAUGUUUUCGUCAUCUUUGGCACAGAGCUCUUUUAAGAGCCUGUGCUGAUGGAGGUGCCAACCGUUUAUAUGAUGUCACAGAAGGAGAGAGGGAGAGCUUUCUGCCUGAAUUCAUCAGUGGAGACUUUGAUUCUAUUAGGCCUGAAGUCAGAGAAUACUACGCUAUUAAGGGCUGUGAAAUUAUUUCAACUCCUGAUCAAGACCAUACUGACUUUACCAAGUGCCUUGAAGUGCUCCAAAAGAAGAUAGAAGAAAAAGAUCUACAGGUAGAUAUGAUUGUGACCUUGGGAGGACUUGCUGGACGUUUUGACCAGAUCAUGGCAUCUGUGAGCACUUUGUUCCAGGCGCCUCAAAUAACUUCUUUGCCAGUUAUAGUAAUCCAAGAGGAAUCUCUCACCUACCUACUCCAACCGGGAAAGCACAAACUGCAUGUAGAUACCGGGAUGGAAGGUGAUUGGUGUGGCCUCAUUCCUAUUGGACAGCCUUGCAAUCAGGUGACGACAACAGGCCUAAAGUGGAACCUCACACAUCAGAUGCUUGGUUUUGGAACACUAGUGAGCACUUCCAACACCUACGACGGAUCUGGUGUUGUGACUGUGGAGACCGACUGUCCCCUGCUCUGGACCAUGGCCAUCAAAAACUGA
Molecule: messenger RNA, 732 nt
Organism: Rangifer tarandus platyrhynchus (Svalbard reindeer)
Lineage: Eukaryota; Metazoa; Chordata; Mammalia; Artiodactyla; Cervidae
Source: the annotation of a GenBank genome assembly